Messenger RNA from Lutzomyia longipalpis, 1274 nucleotides. Its product is annotated as tRNA (adenine(37)-N6)-methyltransferase-like. The coding region runs from base 164 to 1222 and encodes 352 amino acids. Lineage: Eukaryota; Metazoa; Arthropoda; Insecta; Diptera; Psychodidae. The record is from RefSeq and is a predicted model, not a curated record. The transcript is spliced from 4 exons.
GCGCACACGAUACCUUACCCGUACUGCUUAGUGCAAUGAGUACUUUUCUUCGCCAAAAAAUUCCCUCAAAGUUGUUUUCUCAAUUUCUCCAGCAAAGAAAAAUCUUCAAAAUUCCAAAACAUUAAAACAGGCAAGAGAUUGAGCAUAAACCGCCGCAUAAAUCAUGUCACUGGAAGAGAUGGAAAAUCUCAAAGAACAACUAAAAGUUGCAAGGAAUGAAAUUAAGAAUUUGAGGAAGCAAAUCACAUCGUUGAAUUACACACAGAAGAAGGAAAUGGAUGCUGUGAGGCAACUUCUGCAGGAUUUUCAGUGUCAAAAUUGUCGAAAUAUCAGCCAUGGGGCGGGGAGAAAUGAGGGAAAUGCUGGGGAAGUUGAGACACGGAAUGGGUCAGAGAUUAAAUUUGCCCCAAUUGGUACGAUAAGAACACCCUUUCCGGAAAAACGUGGAGUCCCACGACAGGCUAGCAUUUCCACGCAAAUUGAGGGGAUUAUCGAUCUGACCUAUGACACUUUUAACAAUCCAGAGCACUCCCUGGAGGGGCUGGAGGAAUUCUCGCACAUCUGGGUGAUUUACUACUUUCACCGGAAUGCAUGCCAUGCAAAGGCAAAAGUGGCCCCGCCGAGGUUAGAUGGGAAUCGCAUUGGGGUGUUUAGUUCCCGAUCACCUCAUCGACCAUGCCCCCUUGGGUUGUCCCUUGUGGAAAUAACAAAGAUUGACGGGUCAAAGAUUCACUUUAGAGGCAUUGACAUGGUCGAUGGGAGUCCUGUAUUUGAUAUUAAACCCUAUGUUCCUCAGUAUGAUAUGCCAUCCAAAGAAAUCUCACAUCCGGAAUACUUUGAUACGGAAUUUAUAAAUGCCCGCGAAGCUCCCGAUGGGCAGGAAACAAGUGAUGUCCUUGCAGCAGCAGCAGCAUCAACAUCUCAGGGAAUGUGCAAGAAAGCCCCAAGUGUGGUCCGCGUACCGAAUUGGGUGACAAAUGCAAACACCCUAACUGUUGCAUUCAGCGAUAAGGCCACCGAGCAGAUGAUGGAGCUGGAUAUAAGGGCUGAAUCAAUAAAGCAACUAAUUGAGGGUGAUCCACGUUCAGCUUAUCUACGGACCAAGCAUAAAUCGCAAAUAUUUUCAUUUCAAUUUUCCGAGGCAACCAUCACCGCCAAAUUCGAUGAUUCCCGCAAUGCUGUGACGGUGGUUCAGGUCCGUCGAACACAGUCCACGCUAUAAUUAACAUUGCUGCUUAAUAAAUUGAAUUGCAAUAUAUUGAUGCUGCGAAUAA